CUACCACCUACCUCACACACUACCAUUCUCACAACUCAAAAACAAAAAAAAAAAAACUCGUAAUACAUCCAACAAAAAACAACGCCAAAAAACACUACUCAUUAUUCACUAUUCAAUAAUCACUAUAUUCCUGUGCUAAUUUUCUCAACUAGCUAGAAUAAUGAAGGCAGCAGUAGACGAGACUAAGGAAACAGUAACACUCCGAGCCAAGCACCGAGACGAAGAAGGAAAAAUAGUAACCGAGAAAGUGGAGGUGCACACUCACGACGUAGACAGUCUCAAGCACGUCGAGAAGAAGCUCGUGGACACAGGCCUUCACCGCUUGGAGCGUCAUUCAGCUGAUCAUAAGGCCUCGGUCAAGAAGCCGCCUCCGAAGAAAGGCCGAGGCGGCAAGUAUACAUGGGAAGGUCCCAUGACUGAGGCUGAUGUCGAGCUCGAAGCUGGAGUCCCUGUCCUCGACGAAGGGGACCCUAACUUUGUUGAUGAUGAAAAAGAGGUUGGUGGUGAUGAUGAGGAGGUUAGAGAUAUGGUGAAAGGUGAAGUGGAGGUGGCUAAGGUUGUGGAAGGAAGAGAAGGUGUUGCUAGAGUUGAUGUUGAUCCUACACUUAAUGUUUGAUGUUUUUGUUUAGUUGUUGUCUUUGUUAUGGGGUUGAAUAUUAACUGCGUCUUUGGGGGGUUGAAGUAAUUUGUGUGCGUGUUUUUUUUAAAAAAAAACUCUUUGUAUGCGGGUGAUAACUUGAUAAGUGAUAAACUGAUAAUAAUAAUGAAUUGGUAACUUUUCUAUAUUUUGUAUUGCAAUCGUGGUUCAUAUGAAUAAAAAAUUCUUUUAAUGUA
This is a messenger RNA of Beta vulgaris subsp. vulgaris (sugar beet), 834 nucleotides long. RefSeq lists its product as hypothetical. Lineage: Eukaryota; Viridiplantae; Streptophyta; Magnoliopsida; Caryophyllales; Amaranthaceae. The transcript has a single exon. Bases 161 to 616 code for a protein of 151 amino acids. The record is from RefSeq and is a predicted model, not a curated record.